Molecule: messenger RNA, 180 nt
Organism: Fulvia fulva
Lineage: Eukaryota; Fungi; Ascomycota; Dothideomycetes; Mycosphaerellales; Mycosphaerellaceae
Exons: 2
Coding region: 1-180 (59 amino acids)
Source: RefSeq, a predicted model, not a curated record
AUGGCGCUGAGCUUCGUUCCCGGCAUGCUUGCUUAUGACGGAUGGGAGACUGGCUGCUUCGCGAUAGGCGGAGAAGUUCAGUCCUGGUCACGGAAGAAUGCAGCAGAAUACGCGUUUAAAAAGGCUACUGGACGAUCACCUCGUGGCCGCACAAAACGUGGCGAUGGGAACUGGGGCUGA